AUGUCCUCGUCCGCCGGCAGCGGCCACCAGCCCAGCCAGAGCCGUGCCAUCCCCACCCGCACCGUGCCCAUCAGCGACGCCGCGCAGCUACCUCAUGACUAUUGCACCACGCCCGGGGGGACGCUCUUCUCCACCACACCGGGAGGAACCCGAAUCAUUUAUGAUCGAAAGUUUCUGUUGGAUCGUCGAAAUUCUCCCAUGGCUCAGACCCCACCCUGCCAUCUGCCCAAUAUCCCAGGAGUCACCAGCCCCGGCACCUUAAUCGAAGACUCCAAAGUAGAAGUAAACAAUUUGAACAACCUGAACAAUCAUGACAGAAAGCAUGCAGUUGGGGAUGAUGCUCAGUUUGAGAUGGACAUCUAACUGUCCUGCAGGGAUCAGAAGAAUAGCAGCAACGCUGAUACCUGUGUGUGUACCUGAUUUGGCCAAUAGGAUCAACAAUGAAAACACAGAAGAGGCAGUACCAGCAGUCCCCAUUGCAGUGCCCCCUCCUCUUCCUCUGGGUGCCAAAUGAUGCGAAGAUGAGCUUCAUCUGACUAUUUCCUCUUCCUGCUUCUGUUCCCUUUCCCACUUAGAUUAGAUUGAAGGCCCAUGGCGUAUUUCUGUAGAACUAAGCAGCCCACAAAGGAAAACAGUUGAAUUCUGGCUUCCUUAGUCAUUUUUGUAUUGAGACCUCCCCCUCCCCCCCAAUUAAAAAAAAAAAAUCCAAAAUCAGAUAUCAACCUACCAACAAUUGCUGGCUUCCAGGAAAGUCUGGGCAAGUGUUACAGAGGUUUGCUGGGUUCAGCAUUGUUCAUGCUCUUAUCCUGUGUCUCCUGCCUGUCUUCCACCCAUGGUUCAGUGCUACAACAGUCUGGUUUGGGGUCUUCAAAACCGGAGGGAAAUAAACAAGAAAAGAGCUGCUCUCUCUUGUCCCUUAAGGUGUUUGUCCCUGGGGCCAGCACAGGUUGUACAACUCUGGUAGUACGACCUGUGACACUGUUCUGAGGUCUGCUUCCCCUCCGUCCUCUGGGAGGAAUGCCUUCUGUCUUUGGUAUAAUAGUUUAUCUUUCCAUUCCUUUACUUAGCACAAGUGUGCAAGCAUUUUUAAACUCUACAUGAGGGGGUCGUCAGUAACCAGCUGUUCUUUCCUCCUCUCCUAUUCCUCCCUUCUUGCAUCAUGUUGCUUGCAGUCCUAUUGUACUCUGAGCAUCCACAUGAUUUCAGAGAUAGAGCACUUUGGAUAAGGCCUGAUCAUAGUACUUAGGCAUGAUUUUGGAAGAACCUUGGCCCAUUUGAGUCACUAGUCUUAGUUGUCAUUGUUUUUUUUAAUCCAAUGAGCAUUGUAAUAUUAUCGCAGGCUGCAGUUUUUUUAUAUUUUUAAAGAUGACUUCCAGAAUGCUCUUAGAAAAACUAAGUGUUUUUCCUUUGUGGACCUGCUUUAUUUGGCUGCCGAGAUAGAUAAGCAUGGGCUUCACAAUGUGUUCCUCCCCAUUUUCUUGCUUUCCCUUUGUACUCUGAAUUUCCCCUUUCUUUCCCUUCCUCUCUCUCUUUCCUUUUUCUCUGCCAGGCCAUGUUUCAAAUAUACAUCAAAGAUACCUCAGGUGUUGGUAUCUGAUAAUAUCUGUCACUCUUAUUUGAGAAGUGACCUUUUAUUUUUUAAGAUGACUACAGACCUAUUUUUAGAUAUGUUUUCAGUAAAUUCUGAACAGCAACUUUUUAAUCACAUCUUCCAGUGUUAGGAAGGUGAGAAAUGUCUGUAGGCAAGUCUGCUGUUCCAUGUCACCAUCCUUUGUCUCCUGCAGUCCCUUUCUUUCUCCUCCUAGUUUUGGGUGUGCAUGCUUGGCGUUUGUAGUGGGUGGGUGGUAAAGCUGGACCGUUCUGCCUUGUGGGUUGUUCAUGAAAGCCUCCUUCUUCUCCCUUACCCUUUGCUCUGUCAUUCCCUCUGCUCCCUAGCCACCCCCCUGACUACUGACUGGCACAGUAAUCCCAGGAGAGUGACUCAGUCCCUCUUAGAAAGACUAAUGCCUCUGUCCCCUCAUAGAAAGACAAGUAGCCUCUGAUAUCCUGGGAAUUUCUGGUUGGAUUUGGUGCCCUGAAUCAUCUAUUGAGAUCACAGCCCAGGGUGAGAGUAACGGGCCAGUUGGCUAAGAAAGAAAGCUGUUUGUUUUUCUUUUGAACUAUGAAAAGACCCUGUGUGCAAAUACAUCUUAGACAAAAGAGGGAGGAUGUCCAAGGAACUUUGUUCUGCUUUCUGCUAUAAAAUGUGAAUAGUUCACAAAGUGAAACCUUUUGUGAUGGUUGAUAUCUCAGGAAUAAGCUGGACCUCCAAAGUUUUGGAGAUGCUUUCAGUCUCAGAAGCUGAUGAUCAGAGAAGUAUUGUUUGUUUGUUUACUGUAUCCCUGUUCUGAUUUUAAUUAAACUCCAGAUUUCGCUUUACAUUCUCUUGGAAAUCUCAAGUUACACUGCCAUUUGCUUAAGAAGCUGGCUUAGGACAUCUUUGUCCCUGGAGCAUGAUUCUUUAGGAGUCAAGAUUUCGUUCUUCAUACCCUGGCCUUGGCGCCUGAGGAAUCCGACUCCAACUACAGCUGGCCGGGCUGUCAGUGAGCAGAAGAGUAUCCCCUCCCUGACCUUUAUUGUUGCUCAGAAACCUCAGCUGCCUCUCCGAGCAGUGGGGAAUGGAGCUAAAACAUGCCAGCUUGAGUAGUAUAAGAUACAGUUUUCCCCUUUGUUUGACAACUUGGGGGAGCUCUGCACGGGCCCCCUAAUUAGAAGCCGUGUUUCUAGUAUUCCUGGGAGUGUCGGCUGUAUAGUGCAACCGCAGCCCAGUCCCUUAGCCUCCUCUGCAAGGACUUCCUUACUGCUGGGGGAACUUCUUUCCUGGAGUCCACUGCCACUAGAAAUACUUUGACUUCAUUCAUGGUAUCUUAAAGAUGAUUUCACAAGGCAACAUCAAAUCCAACAGGGGACACCUUUGUGGCAAGCCUCCGAAUCGUUUUCAGGGCAGGCAGAAUCCAGCAGGUGGUUUACUUCUGGGUGUUUGAAAGGAAACCCAGAGAUAAAUCCCUGAAUGAACUAUCUAUCCGGACUUUUCCUUGGGGAGGGAACAUCCUUAGGGUACCAUUUGAGUGAAACAGUUCUUAAAAUCUUAGUGAUCAUUUGUAUUUUUCUUUUUAAGAGGAAACCGUGUUUCUGUACUUCUGGAGACAGUCCAUCUUAAUGACGAUGACCUCUUUCUCCAAAUUCCUGCAGGAGAUUGGCAUCGUCGUGGUUCUCCGUUCUUUUAUGGUGUGGUUUCUUUAGCUCACCACUUCCUCAUUCUGUGUAAAUACUUACCGAAUUCUCAGGAGCACAGAGCAGAGAAGCUGGCUUCUGGGCAUUAGGCUUCCAAGCCAAGCGUCUGUCCUUCCACUUCUGUUAUCUGUUGCUGCGUAACCCCCAAACUCAGACUCUUAAAAAGGCAAACAUCAUCUGCCAGUUUCUAUAGGUUUGGAACUUGGAACAGCUUAGCAUCGUGGGUCUGGCACGGGGGUCUUGGGAAGCUGCAGCCCAAGAUGUUGGCAGGGUCUGCAGUUGUCUGGGGCUGGAGAACCUACUUCUGAGCUCUCUCUUUGUGCUUGUUAGCAGGAUGCCUCAGUUUCUCCACAUGUGAGUCUCCGUGUAGAAUAUACUGAGUGUCCACACACCAUGGCCGCUGGCUUCCCCCUGAGAGAGUGAUCUGGGGGACGACGGGGCAGGGAGGAAUUUGCAGUGCCUUUUAUGACAGUCUUUGAAAGCACACACCUUCACUUCUUAUUCUGUUCCUUAGGAACAAGCCACUAAGCCCAGCCUGCACUCAAGGGGAGAAAUAGACCCCUACCUACUGUAUAGGGGAGUAUCAAAGGAUUUGUGGAUAUAUCUUCAAACCUCACCCCUAACAGGAUGAAACCAGGCCAAAAGGAGUGGGGGUUAGGUUUAAACUAGAUGAUAUAUUGAGAGAGAUGUUGCUACUGAGAACAGUUUUCUGAGAUGUGUUAUCACCAAACCGGGAUAGAAGACAGAUUAUUUCCUGAAAGCUACCUGCUAGUUUUGAGGGGUGGCAGGAAAUGGCAGCUCCCAGGAGAGCAUAAUGCGUAUACACUUGCUGGCUAACAGCAGCCCAAAGAUGCUACUUUGCAAGUCCCUAAAAAUUCAAUACCACUUACUUGCUAUCCCCUCUAGCCCGGAAUUGACCAAGGGAAUUGGGUCUGUGUAGCUGAUCCACUAAAGCUGACAAUCGGAGUUAGGGUUUCUAGCAAAGAGAGCAAAUGUGAAGUAGAUGUUGGAUUACUGAGCUGAAGGAAAGUAAUACAAGAACUCACCGUGUAUGGAUUUACACUCUGCCUCUUACCAGCAUUUUCUUAUCUGUAGCCCGGCUUGCUCUAGAGUUCAGAUUCAGGGUGAAAUAGAUGAUGGCAUCUGAACCAGGCCCACCAGAGUCGAUGCUUGACACCUGGUCUUCAGCUGUUCACCCAAGGGGCUACUUGUCAAAGUAGGGAACAUCUGGGAAUUAGAAAUGUUGCUUGAUUGUCCUUUCAGUUCAGUAUUACAGGUUAACUCGUGUGCCCACUUAGCCCAGGGCCUCUUGAUGGAAAUGGUUUUUUAAAGAGAACCAGUCUUGCCUUCACUCUUGCGAGAAACUUGGGUGAGGUUUGUCAGUUUGACGCAUUCUUAGGGAAUGUCUGCUGUGUGUGUGUGGCACCCAUGCCCGACCACGUUUAUAGAGGUUUCAGACAUCGCGAAGAUGCAAAUUCUCAUAUGGAUUUACACUCUGCCUCUUACCAACGUUUUCUUACCUGUAGCCCUGCUUGCUUUAGUGUAGGCUUGAAGAAAAGCAUUGCUACUGAGGCAGCUAUAAGAAACGGCUAUUUCUUCUUAAAGAAAGGAACUCAUCUUUAAGGCACCUUCAAAUUAAUUAUGCUUUUCCUUCUGAUUUUAAGGUGGAGUCAACCUAGACGGUAUUUUAUUUAUCAGCUCUUAGGGACUCUCAGAACUUACCUUCCCAGUUCAAACAUUUCCGUUAGGAUGUACCCGCUGGAUUUGUGUGGGUUUCAUCCCAGAGCCCAUCAUUUGCCAGUAUGUAUUGAGCAUAUGCUUUGAAUCAAGGCCACUGGUGCAAGGGGCUCAUCUUGGCAGUAAUAUCCCAGAAACUGAACCUUUUUCUAUUCUCCCAUCUUGGCUCCUCAGUGGGGUAUCGAGCACCUCGGCUGCUGAGCCAGGGCCCUCAGCCCCUUGUAUAUCUCUUUAAAGAGGAGGCCCAGUGCCUUUAUUUGGGUCAGAACUUUCCCUUCUUGGCAUGUUUCUGGUCUACAUGCAUACCGGCAGCUAUUGAUAAAUCUGCGAAAUUCAAUCACUCACCUGUGACCUCUGGGAGGGGAGUAGUACUUGUUUUAAAAAGGCAUUCUUUGGGAGGGCAGUUUCUGUCUGGACUAGAAGGGGGUGCAGUUAUCACACAUACUUCCUUCGCCCCAAAGUUCUUUACCUUUCAGCUUCCAAUAAAAGUUGAAAACAGAUUUGGAGGCAAUUCUUUAGAAUGCUUGUCACCCAGGGGGAUUUCCUGUUCUAGUAAUCAUUUUCCAGUUGAGUAUUGGAGUUUUCUUGAGGCAAGCUCCCAGAAAUUUUUUACUGAAGACUAAGGAUGAUUGAUACAUACCUAUUUUUUUUUUCAAACAAUCAUUCAUGUCACCUUUCUCAGCUUCUGGAAUGCACAUUUCUUUGUGCUGGUCCUGGAAGUUGAUACGUUUUGGGAAAGCUUAGAUUUAGGAGGUCUUUCAAGGUCUUGUUCACAUGGUCUGUGGUUUCUCUUUGCCUAAUCUCUGCCUGAAGCCCUGGCAGACCAUACUGUAGAUGCUGAUGGAAAAUAUUAUGAAGAUGAAAAUACAUUUUCGGGAGUAUUUAAACUCUUAACUCUGCCACCUUUCUAUGAGUGGGAGGCGGGCUGAGAGAUGCUGCAAUGCUUGAUAAUCAUUUAGCCAUGCUGAAAUUUGCAACGGGAACUCUUGUCGGUGCUUAAAACCAGAAUUCCUGGACACUUCAAACUUGGAGAAUUCCAUGAAUCUAGCACAGAAUAGCCAUACUUGCCCAUUGCCAUCCCUGUCUCUCCAUCUUAAUCUUUGAAAAGAAAAAAGAAAAAGGCAAAGCCCCAGCCAAGGGUAGUUUUUACUUGAAACCAGGAGAGUGCGGGAGGAACACUGUGGAGAUAAGGGGCAAGCUGUCCGCGGCAGCCAUCCUGCUCCUGCUGCGUGUCCAGAUCACUGACUACUGUGAGCCAGUGCCUUUCCUUCACCUGAAGAUGGAGCCCGUCUCCCUCCCUCGGUGAGGAGACCCUGUGCUACCCAGGGUAAACCUUCUAGAAGGUGGCUUAGAGAGCCCGGUGGACACUCACAUAUUCCGUGUCCAUUUUAAGCAUCUUUAAAAUAUUUUAGACAUUCAAAAAUGCCCUUCCCUGUCUUAGCGACACCAGUGGCCCAAUUCCAUCCAUUCUGAAUGGAAAGCAGAGACUGCCAGUUCUUCCUUUCAUCUUCCCUUCAUCCCCCUUGAUGUGGCUGACCCUGUCCCCUCAUCCAUUUCACUGUCAUGGAUGGAUGGCAGAGGGCACCAUGUGGUCCUGAGGCAGUCCCGGGUGACUCUGAUCAGUUGUUUUGGGUUUGGGUUUUUUUUUUUUUUUUUUUUUUUUGGUCUAAUUGUCCUUUCAAACCAGCAGGUGUUUGGAAAUUAGUGAAAAAAUAAAUUCUCACCAAUGGUUGCUGUUACAGUCAAAUCAAUAAAGAUCUUGGAUAUCAA
Molecule: messenger RNA, 6780 nt
Organism: Myotis daubentonii (Daubenton's bat)
Lineage: Eukaryota; Metazoa; Chordata; Mammalia; Chiroptera; Vespertilionidae
Gene: EIF4EBP2
Product: eukaryotic translation initiation factor 4E binding protein 2
Biological process (GO): negative regulation of translational initiation
Cellular component (GO): cytoplasm
Molecular function (GO): eukaryotic initiation factor 4E binding
Source: RefSeq, a predicted model, not a curated record